This is a messenger RNA of Humulus lupulus (European hop), 1143 nucleotides long. RefSeq lists its product as uncharacterized. The coding region runs from base 1 to 1143 and encodes 380 amino acids. The record is from RefSeq and is a predicted model, not a curated record. The transcript is spliced from 4 exons. Lineage: Eukaryota; Viridiplantae; Streptophyta; Magnoliopsida; Rosales; Cannabaceae.
AUGGAUAUAAUUUUUAGUGUAGCACUGCCCUUCGGGGAAGUGCUAUACUCAACGCAUUGGUAUAAGACUAUACUAAUUACAGUCAAUAACAGGGAACUAUAUGUUAACCUGAUCAUUAUCGAAAUUAAGGACUAUGACGUCAUUUUCGGAAUGGAUUUCCUAACAAUGUAUAACACUAGAUUCGAUUGUAGUAAGAAAGAAGUCAUUUUUGCACCGGUAGGAGAAGAUGAAUUUCAUUUUCAAGGGAAAGUGAAACAAACCCCUUCACCAAUGAUUUCUCUAGCGAAAGCAAGGAAAUUAUUAGUAAAUGGAUGCACUGGAUUUCUAGCAAUGAUUUGUGAUGUAUCGAAAGAGAAGCUUGCGAGACCUGAGGACGUUCAUAUUGUACGCGAAUUUAUGGAAGUAUUUCUAGAAGAUCAUCCUAGAAUUCCUCUCGAUCGUGAAAUUGAGUUUGAGAUCGAGUUGUUACUUGGUACAACUUCGAUUUCAAAGGCCCCUUACCGCAUGGCACCUCCUAAACUGAAGGAGCUAAAGACUCAAUUGGAGGAACUUUUGGACAAGAAGUUUAUAAGACCCAUCCAUUUACCAUGGGGAUAUCCAGUACUAUUUGUGAAGAAGAAUGAUAGCACAAUGAUAAUGUGCAUUGAUUACAGAGAGCUCGACAAAGUGACAGUUAAAAAUAAGUACCCACUACCCUGGAUCAAUGAUUUAUUCUACCAACUACAAGGAGUGGCGAUAUGCUUUGAAGUAUGCUUCCAAAGAAAUCAAAUGAACCAGUCGGUGCUGGAACUCAGGGAACGUUGCACCAGUUGUGCCACCUGUUGUGGCACUAGUAUUGCAGCAACAACAAGGGCUGAAAACAUGUGGGAGCCUCUCUAUGAGUGCUUCAGGAAACAACACCCUUCUACCUUCGAGGGAGGGCCAGAUCCGCUGCGAUUUGAGCAGUGGAUGGGUAUGACUACCUCCAUCCUGGACUUUAUGGGGGUGGCAGUCAGAACUGCAAAGGCUAAUGAGUUCAGUAAUCUGGUGCAGGGCACAAUGACUAUUAUAGAGUACGCUUUGAAAUUUGAUAGGUUGGCCAAGUUCGCUGCAGACAUGGUUCCAACUGAUGUGAUAAGAAAGGAAGAUUUGUUCAAGGGCUAA